AUGGAUGUGGAAAAAAAACAAAACGCAGAUGUAUCUGUAGAUGACAUAUUACAAGUGUUAGGACCGUUCGGGCGGUUUAAUAUUUUUAAUUUUAUUUUGAUUUUGUUUCCUGUUUUCCUUGCUGGAAUGUAUUCGUCGGUUUACAACUUUGAAGCCAUGGAUCUUGACUACAGAUGUUCAAUCCCGGAAUGCGAGAACGAAACAUCACUCAACUACACCAUACCGCACAUCGACGGCAAACCGUCCAAAUGCCUACGAUACCCACGGUUCGACAACUACACGUUAGACUUGAACGACACCUGCUUGCCUAAUCACUACGACCCUUCCAAUGUGAUUACAUGCGAGUCCUUUUUGUAUUUGGAAAGUCAUUCUAUUGUUAAAGAGUUCAACCUGGGCUGUCAAGACUGGAAGCGCACCCUUGUGGGUACAGUCCAUAACGCAGGUUUCUUCAUCGCUAUUCCUCUCACGGGGGUCAUGUCAGACAAGUUUGGCCGAAAAAUCGCCAUCAUCUUCGCCUGCAUCGCCAACGGGGUCUUCGGUGUGAUCAGAGCGCUGUCUGUCAACUACGACAUGUUCAUUAUAUUCGAAUUCUUGGAACCUGCUUUUGGAGGUGGUGUUUACACAGCUUGUUUUGUUCUUGCUCUAGAGCUCGUCGGUCCCAAAGGCAGAGUGUUCACCAGCCUCCUUUUCAACACCAUGUUCAUCCUUGGCGGAGAAAUGGUAACAUUACUGUCCUGGUGGCUUCAGAACUGGCGAUACCUGGUGUUCAUUAUCUAUACACCUGCAGUCUUCGUUUUCGUCUACAUGUGGACACUUACGGAGAGUUUCAGAUGGUACUUUAGCAAAGGAAGAUACGAGGAAGGUCUAAACGUACUUAGCAAAGCUGAAAAGAUGAACAAUGUUACAGUACCGAAAGAUCAUUAUGAUCAGGUAGAGAAACAAGCGAUGAAACAAAGGGAUACAAGAAAAUGCGAGAGCAAAGAAAACAAUCAAUCUUCGUUUCAACAGCUGUUUACAUCCACUGUAAUAUGGAAAAGAUUGGCGGUCUGUUCUCUUCUAUGGAUCUCGUCGACACUGGUCUAUUACGGCCUUUCCAUAAAUGCCAUAGAUCUAUCUGGCAAUGGAUACUUGAACUACGCUGUGGUGAUUCUUAUUGAAGCCCCAGCGAAUAUAUGUAAAUUAUUGUUGUUGGAUAGGUUUGGCAGGAAAAGAGUGAUUUCUUUAUCGUUCUUUUCUACUGCUGUUAUCUUGAUUGCAUAUGGUUUCAUUUCAGCGGGCAGUUGGUCCAUAGCAGUGUACCUGGCAGGAAAAUUCUUCAUAACGUUGGCGUACAAUUCGUUAUACGUUUUCGCUGCAGAAGUGUUCCCCACGAACUAUAGAACUACACUGUUAGCCAUGUGUUCUACCAUUGGGAGAACUGGGUCUACUAUAGCGCCGCUUACACCUUUAUUGACAAAACUGUACGAGCAUCUACCAACAAUACUGUUUGGCAGUUCAGCUGCAGUGUCAGGGUUCCUCGUGCUGACUCUACCAGAAACAAACAACCUUAAACUACCAGACUCCUUAAAGGAGGCGACAGAACAGGAUAAAAAAUUUGAUGAAAGUGAUAGAUGAAAACAGAAAGUGAUAAAAUGGUACAGUCCAUCCAUUUAGUAACAACGUUAGGGAUAGGGUAUGUUGAGUUUGUGCGUUACUAUCAUUAUAUUGUUAUUAUUAAAUGAACGGCCAAGUGACACGUAUACAAUUUGACGACCUGCGUUUGCAAUGUUGGUGGUGGUUGAGAAGGUCCUUGGUUAGUUUCCCGGUAGUGGCCUAAUAUAAAAUAGUUCCUUUUUUGACCUAUUCAGGGUACCAAGCUUUUUAUUGGUUAAAAUAAUUACACGGCAACAUUGGUAUUCUCUACAAUUUGUCAAUUUGACCCCGCAGACACGAAUCAGAUUUUAUAAAGCCAUGUUCCUGAUCAACUAGAUGUUUUUAUAGGCCAACCAUCGAGGUAUGAUUAUCUGGCAUAUUAUUUCUCGGUGUCUUUUUUGAAAAAAUAUAGGUAUAGGCUAGCAAAAUUGUCUAAAAAUAUGUUCUCUGACAAGAUGCGGAGUUUUUAAAAACGAAUUUCUCGUACCGAUAAAACGAUUAAUCCCAAGUCAAUACUACCCCACCAUUUUACGGCAUUAUGGAUGUCAAGGGACCAAUUCUCGUACGAAAAUGUCGCAUUUUCUCGAUUUCGAAAUAAUGUCGCAUCGUCAAUAUAUACGGAAAAUAUCACUAAAAUCUCUAACGCCCAAAACGUUCACAUUCACAGUAUUAAUAAAGAUGAUGAUAUCUCGGUUGGUAGACAUUUCGUUUCUAUCCAUUGUAUUCAAAAUAUAAUCGAUCAACAAUUUUUUUCACUUACCUAAAUCAAGAAUUCUGAAGUCUGUUCCGAUUGAAAUGAGUGAAUGUAACAAGCACAUUCUUAUUAUUUCCGUUUCAAAAUAAUGCAUUGUCAAAAAAUCUAAAUUAUGUCAACAUAUUGUCAGUGAUCUUUGCCUUCAACCACUCGACUUAACCCGUCCACGGGCAGAAACAGCGUUUACCGUAAAAUUAAAUUUUAGAUUAUGAUAAUACGGGGCACCGUUUCACUAUAUGGAUUUCAAAAACCAACUAUAGGCUUUAUUUAAGGACGCGCUCAAAGACGUGAAAAAACCAUUGCCCGCCGUAUGCCGUACGGAGCCGAAUACUUUUAUACGAGCGUUUGUACCGACGUCGGUACAAAACUUACUGCGUAACCCUAAGCGAGUGAUGGAGCCCUGGUCACGGCAAGGAAGAUACUGACCUCCACUAUCCAUGAAAGGGUUAAGUCUAUUGUGAAUUUCGAAACCUUCCAGAAACUAUUUGCGAUCUCUCAUUUUUUUUAUCAAGAAACUUCAUAAAAUGAUGUUAUACAUUUAUUCUUAUAUUUCUUAUUGCAUCAUCCGUUAUGUAUACCGAAGAAUCUUAACUGUUAAUGUUUAGUUAUUUCUAAAUGGAUGGACAUUAGUGUCUAUGCUAAAAUAAUGUCGUCUGUCUAAUGCGAAAACACCAAUAAUAAUAAUGUUAAUUCAUUCAAAUCAUAUGUGUAC
Messenger RNA from Hyposmocoma kahamanoa, 3098 nucleotides. RefSeq names its product organic cation transporter protein-like. Bases 1 to 1614 code for a protein of 537 amino acids. The transcript is spliced from 6 exons. The record is from RefSeq and is a predicted model, not a curated record. Gene Ontology annotation, biological process: transmembrane transport. NCBI's taxonomy places the organism in Eukaryota, Metazoa, Arthropoda, Insecta, Lepidoptera, Cosmopterigidae. Gene Ontology annotation, cellular component: membrane. Gene Ontology annotation, molecular function: transmembrane transporter activity.